AUGCAAAGACACCCACACACACACAAUUCCAAAUCACGCGUGGGCAAGGUUCCCUCUCCCUGCGCGUGUCUGAGUCCAAGUGUGGUUGGGAGAUCUCACACACGGACUCGGUGGAUGUUUUUGGCGGAGGACCUGAUCGCGGCAGAGCGGCAGCAGGUUGAGGCCGAAAGUGGGAAAAAAGUGUGCUGCAACAAUAAGGUAGUGGGGGGGACGGUUCGGUUAUUAUGUCCCGUUGUCGUUUGGCGGCACAAGACGAAAUGUACUGUUCGGUGCUGUUCGGUCCGUUCAUUGUCGAUGGAAGCAUUGUUGCUGUUUGUUUUGUCGUGCAUUUUACACACGGGCUUCUCAUUCUCCGUCGCGCUACCAAAAAAUACCAUCUUGUGGCGGUAUUUCACUGUGCAUUUUAUAUCGCCAGUGCCUUUUAGCUCGUUUGAAGUUGUCGUCAUUUUUGUGUUUUGUGCUUUUUGUGCAUGGGGAGGGAAACGCGUGUCUCGAUUUUGGGUUGUCGUUUGUUACGAUUCUAUGUCACGGAUUCUAACCAUAGCGCUUAUACACGGUAAUUCCAAAAAUAAUAAUAUAUAUAUAUAUAUAUAUAUAUGGGAAUGGCGGUUGACAGUCUUGUUUCAGCGUAUAAUGCACAUUACCGUUCUUGUGUAA
Molecule: messenger RNA, 657 nt
Organism: Tetrapisispora phaffii CBS 4417
Lineage: Eukaryota; Fungi; Ascomycota; Saccharomycetes; Saccharomycetales; Saccharomycetaceae
Exons: 1
Coding region: 1-657 (218 amino acids)
Source: RefSeq, a predicted model, not a curated record